ACACCGCAUUCGUUUGCGCUGUGUACGGAGUAUUUUCAGCCUUCUUUUCGCAUACAGCAACUUUUUUUUUUUUGCUUUGUUGUAUCGUUGCAGCGGUGUUACCACUAUGAACGAGAAGUGGGAUGGCCCGCUCUUAGUUCCGGCUGUGCGAAGCUCGGAGAUGACGGCACGGUGGCGGUGACCUCUGUGGACGGCAAAGCUGUUCUCCGCGUGUCAGCUUCGGGACAGGAAUUCUGGGUGGAGUUUCUCUGCAAGGCCAGCCAGAAGUCAUCCAGGCCUGCCAGCCUGGAGCCAAAAACCGAGUUUGCUGGUGGCCCUGGAAAUGCCAAGGAGCGCUCUAGAGACGAGAACCCAAAGGUCACGCACAGUGAAGUGGAAUCGGCAGAGAUCCAAGAAGAUAAUGGAGAUAGACACCCCAUCGCCAGGAGCUUGAGAGUUGUCUCCAGUCAAAGUGGCACAAGUCAUAGAUUCUCUGAGCCAGCUCCCAAACAGGCCUACCUUUGCACCUGGGUGUUUCAGCACCAUUCACUGUCAUCCUAUCCGUCUCUAUGGCACCAUCCACUGUCUCUAGCAGUUGCUUUUAGGAACUCCCUAAGGGAGAAUAAUACUGACGCUGUGGGAGACAAAGAUGUGAAGACUAUGGGGCAGACCUGUGAGCCCCGGGGUCCAGAUGUAAUGAAGGAAGAGGCGAGCUGCUUGCCUGAGUCUCUGCCGCUGAGCUGUCCCUUGCCACACCAGCACAGGUGGAACUUUAAGGAGAGUUUCUCCCAGGGUGACCAGGAGAUGGAGCAGCCCCUUCGAACUGAGCUUGUCAGUGUUGUUUGGUGCCAAGGGGUGGUUUAUCGGCUAAUCCGCAGCACAGUCUGCACCAUAGAAGCUUACCCCGGUGAUGGCUCAGUCAUCAGAUCGAAAGGAGCGGUUGCAAACUACUUUACCCAUCACUUCGCCAAGGACGUUUCAUGCCAGACUGAUGAGAAGAUGUAUUUCCUGAACAGUCUACCCCCUGAUGUUCCCGGUCAGAGAUACUCGGUUUCUUCGGUGGUCACAAGGGCCAGCAGAAUCCUUCAGUGCUAUAAUCAAUGCAGACUCUCGCUGAAACUCCCUAACACUUUCUGCUGCUGGAAGGAGGAAAGCAGCGUGUCAGCUCUGCAGAACCCUGCAGUACUGAUAGAGGAAGCUUAUAUUCCAAACACAGGCCGUUUCAGCGCUUAUUCGGAUGGGAGGGUGCAUGUCCUUUUCUGGGACGGGACGGCUUUACACAUGAUGUGGAACUUCAGCUCUCUGGGACUGAAAACACAGGGCAGAGGGACCUUCCUGUGUGCCCCAGGGGGGCAGCAGGUGUCAGGGUGGUGUCAGCUGACCAGGCCUGAUGGACAGUGUCACCUGGUGCAAGUGCAGGCCCCUGGAAUGCAUGACAGGUACGUGGGUGCAGCUCUGAAUUGGUGUAAGUGGAUAGAUCAAGCUCCUCAGAGCAGGAAAGAGUCUGCCAGAGGUGUCCAGAUGUCGGAUCCAAGUGAGGAGUGGUCUGUUGAGUGUGAACUCCAGAAAAUCAAAAGGUUUAAUUUUCUCCUGGAAAACAGUGGACUCGUAAAGACAGCAGCCAGUGAUGCCUCCAAAUUGAACUAUGUUUCCUGCACCGAUGGUGGAGGUUCCUCGGGAAAAUCCAAAGAGAAGAGCAUUGCUGAAGCACUGGCGAGAACGUCUCAAACCAUCAAGGACAUUGAGACGUUGUUAGCAAACAGGGCCACCAAGAGCCACAAUGCAGUGUAAAAAUUGUCUUCACUUGAUAUCACUUAUUUUUCCACCAGAGAUCCUGGAAAUCCCUCAGAGACUGUUCAGGGGGUAUCCUGAACCAGACUGAAACUUCAAUUUCCAUCUCAUUAUGCUAAAAACUCACACAGUUGACUUAACUCUCACAACACCUAUGGCGAGUGUGUUGAUGUACAGUUGUCUUUAAUAGAUUUUUAUAGUGAAUGUUUUACAUCACUGUUUUGAUGUGUGAAUGCAGAUGUAACUAUGUCAAUUUCUUCCUUUGAAGGAUCCAGUGGUUGCUUUGAUUUUGAUAUGUUAUCUUUCAGAAUGUAACUUUACGUUCUGUACAUGAGAACAACAAUCAAGCUAAAACAGAGCUUCAGUGUUACUAAAUUCACAGCUUGCAAAGUCUUGGAAGCAACAGGAGAUGUUUCCUGGGACAGAAGAUCACGGCUACGUUUGUUUGAUAGACACUUGAUACUUAAUGUCUUUGUUUUCCUGCACAAAUACCUGCCUUUGUAGUGUAAUACAGAAGUUGUCUCUUUUGAACAAGUAUAAAGGCAAACUCAUGUGUCCUCCUUUGACUAGGCUAUAAUGCAUUGAGAAGACAUGCCUGCAAACUAAAUAUGUUGUGAUUAAGCUAAAAGGUUAAAAGGGGAACAUUUUCUUUAGUGACUUUAAUUCCAUAACUUACACGUCAUUACUUUUGUAUCUCAUUUUGGUGUGUGGUUUUAUUAAACAGCUCAUUUAAAGCAUCUUAAGCUGACUCAUCAGGUGGCUCUGACAGUCUUCUCCAGUGUUGACCCUUCACAGGUUUCCUAGUAAUUGAUGGACACUGGGGACGGCUCUGUGCUGUAAUGGUAAUGCGAGAAGAAUGAGGAGUGUUUCGCUAUUGCCCUUGAGUCAGCACAGUGUUUGCUUUUUCCAAGCUUUUGGCAUGUUGCACGCAGGUGCAGGAAUCAUACAGUACUUGGAACAUGGCAUCUGGACCAUACUGUACAUAAGCAUUGAAAUAGGUGCUGAAUCACACAUUCUGGAAUAUUUUUUAAAAGAUUUGAUUUCAGACUCACUUCAUGCAUGAGUUUUGUACCAAUGCAAUCUGAAAAUGUAAAUUAUAAAUGAUUCAAAGGCACCUUCAAUAACUUUAUUUGUGCUUGACAUAUCGACAGUUUCUGCCUUCACGACUACAGUCGGGUGGGUGUGUCGUGUAAUUUGUAAUCGGAAAAUCCAUGCAGGAAAAUGACAAAGAACAACAUUUUAUUUCCUUCUUAAGUUGUACAAAAGAAUCCUUUUAAAAUAUUCCCAGAUGUGUUUUUUUCCUUUAAAAAGUUUGACUUAAGAAAUCAAUGGGUCUAAGGUCAGACUUUCUUUGUUUACAUUGUCUACUAGAAAAUCAAUGUGUACAGUUGAAUGCGAGGCUUGCUUGUAAAGAGCUCUUCCUGAGUGUAGUGCGCCAUGUGUCUUUGUUGGCCCUCUCACAGAGAUCAGGCUUGGUAAUGAAUUGCAGAUGUGGGAUUAUUUAAGAAAAUUACAGGAAUUAACCCCUUCAUUGCUCUGAAACAUGUACCUUUUAAAUAUUUUGUGAUUCUUCGCAAUAUACAGUUUUUUUAGCAGAAAAAGAGUGAAAGCAACAUUUUACUAAACCUGUAGUGUUAUUUUUCGGAGGUGCUGUGGACACUUGAACUAUCAAAUAUCAAAUCCUUUUUUGUGUAUGUUAAAUAUAUUAUAGUAAAUGUUUGGAAGCAUCAAUGUGCAAUUUUUUACACCAAAGCUAAUAUGUUGAUUUGUGUCAUAAAUAAAGCAAACUUAUUAAAUGCAA
Lepisosteus oculatus (spotted gar) is the source of this 3571-nucleotide messenger RNA. NCBI's taxonomy places the organism in Eukaryota, Metazoa, Chordata, Actinopteri, Semionotiformes, Lepisosteidae. The record is from RefSeq and is a predicted model, not a curated record.